UUGACGCUUGAAAGGGAAGGGUCGCUCACGAAAGCGCCAUUUUACUGAUUUUUCCCCGGAUACAAUUGGCGGAAAAAGCUCCUGUACCUGACCCGCAUGAAGCAUGGGCUGAUUUCCCUUAUUGCCAACAUUUUUUGUUGGGAAAGAACAGAAAGUUCACUUCUUUCUCUAAAUUCUUACUUGUUUCUUCUAACGAUGAGUAAUAAUCAUACAACAGUAUCAACCUAUCAUAUUAUAAUAGCAGCAGACGACUCUCCUAUUUCGUUAAAAGCUAUCAACUACGCAAUUGAUUUUUGUGCUAAAUUAAGCGUACCGUAUCAAUUGAACAUACUUUAUGCUAUUGGACUUAAUCCACCAGGAUUGUCAACGUUUCCAUUCAUUGGCCGCUUGGAUAGAAUGAACAAUCUUGAUAUUGAAGAAGAUGCGAAAAAAGCGAUUAAUAAACUGGAAGAAUAUUUGGCGAAAUAUCAACAAACUGGGUCAGCAAAAGUCAUUGUCAGAAAAGAUGAAAAAGAUGCAAAGUAUAUUAUCGAGGAAUAUGUUAACAAUAAUCCUCCAGAUCUGUUGAUUAUGGGAUCAUCCAAUAAAGAAAGCAUACAAAAACUAGUGUUAGGUUCCGUUAGUGAUUAUUGUUUACACCAAUGCAAAUGCCCAGUUACCAUUAUCAAAUAAGGAAGACGGAGCUCUUAUAAUGUGCUGCUCGUUCAGAAAGAGCCAGGUUCCAUAUAGCCAUUCUAAGGCCUUGGAGAAAAGAAAAAGGAUCAUCGUGAGAUUGCUAUCUUAAUAAAUUAAGUAUAAACAAAAAUAUCAUAGUUUUAUUAUAUAAUGUGUAUGAGAUUGCCAGUAGAGGCCCUAGCACUGUUUGUUGAUAACUGUUAGUUAAAAAGUCCAAAUUUGACAGCAACUUUGUAAACAUCGGGCAAAAAAAGAUCUAUUGGCCUAUUUUGUGACACCAUAGAUCGUUGAGUGAGGUCAUUUCGUCUUGCUUCGUUGCAGCCUUAACAGCAAAUGUACAGGAUUAAAUGAUGGUUGGAACAACUUUGAUAAGGUGAUGUUCUCAUGGACAACCCACACAUCCAAAAAAAAAAAAAAAAAAAAAAA
Mycotypha africana is the source of this 1101-nucleotide messenger RNA. RefSeq lists its product as uncharacterized. The coding region runs from base 97 to 672 and encodes 191 amino acids. The record is from RefSeq and is a predicted model, not a curated record. NCBI's taxonomy places the organism in Eukaryota, Fungi, Mucoromycota, Mucoromycetes, Mucorales, Mycotyphaceae. The transcript is spliced from 5 exons.